CUAGAACACCCCAAAAUCCACAGUUCUGUUGCAAAACUUCCGAUCAGACCUGCUGCCUCGGAGCGCUACAAAACACAUCUAAAAGAAAAAGGAAGAAGGAGUUUAUCGCGGAUUUUGCGACCAUGGAAGAAGAAUCAGCAGCUGUGGAGGAAGGCAUCAGCCCAGCUCAGAGCCCUCUGGUGGCGCUCAGCUUCCAGAGAAACGCCAACAGGAAACAGAAGUACCUGGAGGCUGAACCCAAAGCUCUGGGGAUCACUCAGAUUGGCCUGAGUCUGUUUCAGGUCAUUUGCGGGGGCGUGUUUUUGGCCAAUGACCUGGGCCGCAUGGCCGCCGACAUUGCUUUCUUCAUUUCAUCUGCACUGGUCAUAAUAGCUGGGAGUUUGGCUAUAGCUGCAAAGAACCUCCAUCUGCCAACGCUGAGGGCCUGUUUGGGGAUGCAGAUCUUUGCCUGUGGUGCCUCCAUCUACAACAUGAUCUCGACUCUGAUAAGAAUAGGUGAUGGACCCUAUUUCUGCUGGCAUUACUACGACCCCCCCAACGUCACAGAAUAUUACGAAAUGUGCCAGAAAAUUGAGAGCAUCCAGACACACUUUUUUGCUGAGGGUGUGGUGAUUCAGGCGGCUCUGUUGGCCAUCUCUGUCACUCUGGCUGCUUACUGCUGCAAGGUGGUCAACUGCUGCUCGCCAGCUCCUAAAAUGCCGGUGAUCACCGUACAAUCACUCCCUGUCCAGCAGUGAGGAGAGGAUGAUGAUGUUCAGCUAAAUGUAAAUGCUACAUAAAUUCAAACCUGCACUAAUCAAUGUUUUGUAUAGCAAUGCACCAAGUGUGUAAUGUGAGAGUGGUCUUUUAUAGCGACAGACCCACAAAGACUUAUAAUCAACUGAGCUCAUUGUUUAAUUGUAUUUCUCUGUAAGUGUUAUUCAUGUCCACCUCAUUAUAUGCCACUGUACUGUACCUGCAAGCAGACACAGUUAGAAACUAGCUGAUGAAGACGUUAGCAGCUAAAGAGACAAAUAUUUCUCUCAGGCGAUGGUGGAGACCAAACAAGAGCUAAAAGCAGAGUGAAUAUUGUUUUUACAUUCCAUCUGCUGGAUGUAAAACCAUACAUAUUGUCACAGCAACUUUAUUAAUGGAUAAAAUGCCACUUUCAUGUUUUCAAGCUUAAUCAACUGCACUGUGUGUAGCUUUAAGAUGUCCUCAUACUUUUUAUGUUACAAUCAUUCUUACAAUAGAUUUAUGUUUUUACAUGUAAUCCUGUGAUAUUAACUUUAAUCAUUGUCUGUUUUACUUAGUUAAAAAGCCAGGUAAAGGGCCUAAAUAUGGACUGAAAGAUAUUAAAGGGACUUUUUUUAACUUGUGAAAAUGUAAUGUGACAGUAGCAUAAAUAGAAAAAAGUCUGUGAACAGGUUAUAAGCAUCAGUUAUCCAUAAACGUAAUGUAGUGCUAUGACUAACCUCUAUAAGCUACUGGUCGUUAAAGGCCAAGUAACCCCUAAAUUCCACUGAAUGCCUAACGGCAAAACAGAUUGUUCGGGGCAGGAAGUCGUGCACGGACACAAAAUAAAACAUCCGGUAUAUUUUCAAAAUAAAAUACCUCGGGUUCACGGCGGAUUGUUUGGACAGACCUGAAGUCAACAGGUUAGAGGCUUUCACUCGUGGAUGAGGAGAUGUUGAUUCUGGAGGUCCAAAAUCAUACAA
This is a messenger RNA of Centropristis striata (black sea bass), 1697 nucleotides long. RefSeq lists its product as uncharacterized. Bases 123 to 737 code for a protein of 204 amino acids. Lineage: Eukaryota; Metazoa; Chordata; Actinopteri; Perciformes; Serranidae. The record is from RefSeq and is a predicted model, not a curated record. The transcript is spliced from 7 exons.